Molecule: messenger RNA, 357 nt
Organism: Carcharodon carcharias (great white shark)
Lineage: Eukaryota; Metazoa; Chordata; Chondrichthyes; Lamniformes; Lamnidae
Product: ferritin light chain-like
Exons: 2
Coding region: 1-357 (118 amino acids)
Biological process (GO): iron ion transport; intracellular iron ion homeostasis
Cellular component (GO): cytoplasm
Molecular function (GO): ferrous iron binding; ferric iron binding
Source: RefSeq, a predicted model, not a curated record
AUGUCCAUUAUUGGUUUCCAAAAGAGCAUCCCAAGAAUUUUCCAAUUCCCAGUAGCACUAACAAGAGUUCUCUUCCCCUUUCAGAAACCAGAGCAGGAUGAGUGGAGCAAUGGUCUGGAGACAAUGCAGAGAGCUCUGCAGAUGGAGAAGAAUGUGAACCGGAAUCUGUUGGAUCUGCACAAGCUCUCCUCUGGGAACACUGACCCUCAUUUUUGUGACCUCCUGGAGACUCACUACUUGGAUGAGCAAGUGAAGAUGAUCAAGAAGCUUGGAGAUCACAUCACCAACCUGAGGAGACUGGGAGCCCCUGAGAAAGGCAUGGGAGAGUACAUGUUUGACAAGCUCACUCUGCAUUGA